Molecule: messenger RNA, 2431 nt
Organism: Owenia fusiformis
Lineage: Eukaryota; Metazoa; Annelida; Polychaeta; Sabellida; Oweniidae
Source: the annotation of a GenBank genome assembly
AUGCAACGUAAGGUGGGUGUCAUUUUUUGUGUCACCCUGUACAAAUAUAUAAUUCAUUGCUGUACUGUAGAUCUCAAUGGUACAUUUUACUUGACCUAAUAUCAAACUACAUAGGAACUCACUACUUGAUAUUCAUAAGCAGUUCAUAUUUGAGCAGAAAAGAUAAGAUAGAACAAUGUCGAUUCUACGGUUUACAAACAGGUUUUUAGCGAGGAAUAUAUUUGGGAGAGCAUUAAGACAUGUUGCAUGUCGCACCUACUCAGAGGGGGAGGAAGUACCCCCAGUACAUCUUGGUCAGAAUGAAAAGAUACUAUUCAGCAUGAAUUGGGAAGAUAUAAGAUCGAUAAGACAUGGCCUUGAAAUCAAAAGUGGUGAUCGAAUCUUUACACUUGCAUCCGGUGGCGGCAAUGCGAUGACUCUCCUACUCGAUGAUCCAGCUGAAGUCGUGGCACUUGAUUUUUCCAUUCCGCAGCUGCACUUGGCAAAACUACAGGCAGCAUGCAUCAAAUAUCUAUCAUAUCAAGAGUUCAUUGACUUUGUUGGAGUUAAAAAUAUGAAACCAGAAGAACGUGUCAGAAUUUUUAACUCCAUAAAAGGAGCACUGGAUCCUGACGUGCGUGAGUAUUGGAAUGCUAAUACAUCAGAUAUAAACCAAGGGAUAAUCAAUUGUGGAGAUUUUGAGCAUAGAUUCAAAAUGUUUGCAGAGAAUGCCAUGAAUGUUGCGCUGAGUCCCAACCAAAUAGAAACAUUCCUAUCAAUGGGCGACGAUAUGAAUGAACAGAGACGAUACUUUCAAGAUGUCAUUGAUGGUGAAGUCUUCAGGCGAGCAUACCGAAGGCUUGGUUAUUGGGCAUUCAUAGGUACCAAUACGGAUAUAAUGCCAGCUCUCGAUUACCCCAACAUUUUUUUACAACAUUUUCUCAAAAAGGUGAAGACGACACCUAUGAAUCAAAGCUACUUCAUGGAAUACAUUUUCACAUGGAAACAGGGUGUCCUCACUCCGCUAAGGGAGUACCUACAAGAAGAGAAUUUUGAUGUUCUGAAAGACAGAAUCGGGCGCAUGAAAUGGUUACAUGGAGAGAUGAUGAACUACUUCAAGACAUUUCCAACACUAAAUCAGCCAAAGUUUGACGCUAUGGGCCUGUCCAAUGUCACUGAUUUGAUGACACUCAGCAAUCAUAAUACAACCCUACGAGCUGCUCCUAAAGUUGUUAAACAACAUGGAAACAUUCUCUUUUUGUGUGUUAAGGGUCUCCCUAAAACCUGGCCAGAGGAUCUUGUGGGAUCAGCUGUUGUUAUUGAACAUGAUAAAGUAAAGGAGUGUUCCGAAAUGGAUCGUUCUUUCUUCUGGGAAGACAUACAGGUUGCAAAGAGUUGGGAAGAUAUAAGAUCGAUAAGGCAUGGCCUUGAUAUCAAAAGUGGUGAUCGAGUCUUUACACUUGCAUCUGGUGGUGGAAAUGCAAUGACUCUCCUACUCGAUGAUCCAGCUGAAGUUGUGGCACUUGAUAUUUCCAUUCCGCAGCUGCACUUGGCAAAACUACAGGCAGCAUGCAUCAAAUAUCUAUCAUAUCAAGAGUUCAUUGACUUUGUUGGAGUUAAAAAUAUGAAACCAGAAGAACGAGUCAUAAUUUUUAACUCCAUAAAAGGAGCACUGGAAGCUGAUGUACGUGAGUAUUGGAAUGCUAAUACAUCGGAUAUAAAGCAAGGGAUAAUCAAUUGUGGAGAUUUUGAGCAGAGAUUCAAAAUUUUUGCAGAGAAUGCCAUGAAUGUUGCGCUGAGUCCCAACCAAAUAGAAACAUUCCUAUCAAUGGGCGAUGAUAUGAAUGAACAGAGACGAUACUUUCAAGAUGUCAUUGAUGGUGAUGUCUUCAGACGAGCAUACCGAAGGCUUGGUUAUUGGUCAUUCAUAGGUAUCAAUACAGAUAUAAUGCCAGCUCUCGAUUACCCCAACAUUUUUUUACAACAUUUUCUGAACAAGGUGAAAACGACACCUAUGAAUCAAAGCUACUUCAUGGAAUACAUGUUCACAUGGAAACAGGGUGUCAUCACUCCACUAAGGGAGUAUCUACAAGAAGAGAAUUUUGAGGUUCUGAAAGACAGAAUCGGGCGCAUUAAAUGGUUACAUGGAGAGAUGAUGAAUUACUUUAAGACAUAUCCAACAUUAAAUCAGCCAAAGUUUGAUGCAAUGGGCCUGUCAAAUGUCACUGAUUUGAUGACCCUCAACAAUCAUAAUGCAACCCUACGAGCUGCUGCUAAAAUUGUUAAACAACAUGGAAACAUUCUCUUUUUGUGUCUUAAGGGUCUCCCUAAAACUUGGCCAGAGGAUCUUGUGGGAUCAGCUGUUGUUAUUGAACAUGAUAAGGUAAAGGAAUGUUCUGAAAUGGAUCGUGCAUUCUUCUGGGAAGACAUACAGGUUGCAAAGGUAUUGUGA